AUGUCAUUUCUAAGACUAGACUGGUUGGGGACGCAGGCAGAGCUGCUGUGGACCUCCAGGUUCCUCCAUGGGGAUGAGGAGAGCGUAGGGUUCGCCCAGAGGGAUGAGUUGAGCAGGACCUAUGGAGAGGACCAAGAGGAGACCAGGGAGUCACCCACCACCUCCAGCCCAGAGGGGGGAAAUGAGACACCUACCAGUCCCUCCAGCAGGACCUGUCUUAAAAUCACCACCUGGGAGGCAGGAUGGAACGUGACCAAUGCUAUUCAGGGUAUCUUUGUUCUGGGGUUGCCUUACGCUCUCCUUCAGAGUGGCUACCUAGGAUUGCUACUGCUCAUUCUGGCUGCUGCCAUCUGCAACUACACAGGUAAGAUCCUUGUAUCCUGCCUGUACGAGGACAACGAGGAAGGCCAGCCCAUACGAGUGCGGGACACCUACGAGGACAUCGCCAAUGCCUGCUGUAAGCGCCUGUGCCCCCUCCUGGGCGGGCGGGUGGUGAACGCAGCACAGGUGAUAGAGCUGAUGAUGACCUGUAUCCUCUACCUGGUGGUCAGCACCAACCUAAUGUGUCACAGCUUCUCCUUCCUCCCGCUCCCCCCCGCCGCCUGGUCCGUGAUGACCUUCCUGAUCCUAGUGCCCUGCAUGCUGAUCCGGGACCUGAGGGUGGUCUCCAGACUCAGCCUGCUCUGCUCCCUGGCCCAGUUCCUCAUCACCUUCAUCGUGGUGGCCUACUGCCUGCACCAAGCCCAUCGCUGGUCCUGGAGGAGGAUGGUCCUCUUGGUGGACUUUGAGAGGUUCCUGGUGUCCGUGGGGGUCAUCAUCUUCAGCUACACCUCCCAGAUCUUCCUGCCCACCCUGGAGGGAAGCAUGGAGGACAAGGGGGACUUCUCCGACAUGAUGAGCUGGACACACUCCCUGGCUUGUGUGUUGAAAACCACCUUCUCUGUGCUGGCCUUCCUCACCUGGGGCGAGGAUACUAAAGAGGUGAUCACUGAUAACCUUCCCAUUGGCCUACGCAUGGUGGUCAACCUGUGUCUCCUGGCUAAGGCCCUCCUCUCCUACCCCCUGCCCUUCUAUGCUGUGGCUGAGGUCCUCCAGAGCAGUGUUCUAAGGCUGGAGGGGGCGCAGGUGGGUGUGGACAUGGGGACUCUGGUUCUGCGGGGCUGUCUCCUGUUGAUGACCUUCCUCAUGGCACUCUACAUGCCCCACUUCUCCCUGCUCAUGGGGCUGACGGGCAGCGUGACGGGGGCGGCCAUGACCUUCAUCCUGCCCUCCCUCUUCCACCUGCAGCUCAAGUGGACCACCAUGAGCAGCAGGCUCAAGGCCCUGGACCUUCUAAUCUUAACUCUGGGAUCUCUGUGUAGUUUAUCGGGGUUGGUUUGCUCCAUCAAGGGAAUGAUUCAGGCUUUUGGGCGUUGAUAAGCUCAAGCUCUGCAUGAAGACUUCAAGACUUAGUGAUGGUCCUCUAUUUAAGUUCCCUAUAUCAAUGUUCUGGAACCUGUAAGUUGCCUACAGCUAAAGCAUAGAUAUAACAUGUUGUAUGAUAGUAUGAUCAACCAAGCUAUUGUUUGUGUGUUUGAUUUUAAUUGAGUUGAUUUGAGUGAUUAACACAAAGGCAGCUUGUAAAAUAAAGACGUGUUUGGAAAUUGUGGUAAACAAUAUAGUGUGACCAGAUGUUUGCUUUGCUACUUAUCAUGGCAAAGUCACUAUGAUUCCUUACUGGUUUUGUUGUCUAUAGCAUGAACUGGAAUCUGUUGUUAAUUACUAUUAGACUUGAAAAUGAAAAGUAUGGCAAUAAAUAUACCUAUGUAGGAAAAUAUAGCUUUACAACAGUAUCUCAGCAUGGGAAACAUUCUUGU
Molecule: messenger RNA, 1856 nt
Organism: Oncorhynchus tshawytscha (Chinook salmon)
Lineage: Eukaryota; Metazoa; Chordata; Actinopteri; Salmoniformes; Salmonidae
Product: vesicular inhibitory amino acid transporter
Exons: 2
Coding region: 1-1416 (471 amino acids)
Biological process (GO): amino acid transmembrane transport
Cellular component (GO): vacuolar membrane
Molecular function (GO): amino acid transmembrane transporter activity
Source: RefSeq, a predicted model, not a curated record